CUUUGGGUUUAGGGUUUAAGCCUAUACUAACCGGAAUCACAACUUGUAAUGGCUUCUAGGGGUAAUCACGAACUAGUAGCUUACAGAGUUGAAGAAGAAAUUGAAGAAGAUGACGACGACGAUGGGGAGCCCGAAGGCUGGGAUGACUGGAACGGGGAUGACGAUGAAGGAGGAGAGGGAGGCUCUGGAUCGGAUUUUCUCUGUCUCUUCUGCGAUUCCAAGUACAGUUCGUGCGAUUCCUUGUUUGAGCACUGCGCCAAAGUUCACCGCUUUGAUUUUCAUCGCAUUAGGAAAGAUCUUAGCUUGGAUUUUUAUGGCUCUUUCAAACUCAUUAAUUACAUACGCUCACAGGUAGCGGAUAACAAAUGUUGGAGCUGUGGAUUGACAUGCCAGUCCAACAAAGACUUACAGAAUCAUUUGCAUGACACAGUAAACUUCAAGGAUAUUAAGUGUCUAUGGGAUGAUGAGAGAUAUCUAAAACCGUUCAUACAAGAUGAUUCGUUGUUGUACAGUUUUGAUGAAUCUGAAGAAAUUGAAGAUGAGCAGUUUACACCAAUUAAUGAGGAGGAACUAGUGGGGGAUUUGAAGAACUCUGAAGAGAUUUGCGGUGGUGAUCAAAAUACUGUGGAAAAGAUGGUACUUAAUGCUGAUGACUUUGAUAUGACUAGUGUAAAGGGAACUACUAAUUCUGUUAAUGAUAUUGACAGUCCUAGUUCAUGGGACAAGGAUCUUAUAAAUGAUAAGGACUCGAGAGGGUUUCUUUCAUCAAAUGACAAGAAUCAAGAAGGUCAUUUGACAUCUAUCUCCUCAAGUCGUCUUGCAAAGCACGUCAUGAAGGUUAAUGAAAAUUAUUUUGGAGCUUAUAGUUCAUUUGGCAUUCAUCGUGAGAUGCUGAGUGAUAAGGUGAGAAUGGAUGCAUAUGGUAAUGCUAUUUUGAAGAACCCCUCUCUCCUAAAGGGUGCUGUAGUUAUGGAUGUAGGUUGUGGAACUGGAAUCCUCAGCCUUUUUGCAGCUCAAGCAGGGGCUUCAAGGGUGAUUGCAAUUGAGGCUAGUGCCAAGAUGGCAGCAGUGGCGUCUAAGGUUGCAAAUGAUAAUGGUCUUUUGCAUUGCAAAAACCAAAGUCAAGCUGAUGGCCUCCAGAAGGGAGUAAUAGAAGUGGUCCAGGGUAUGGUUGAAGAGGUUGAUAAAAACGUUGAACUUCAACCUCAGAGUGUUGAUGUAUUAUUAAGUGAAUGGAUGGGAUAUUGCCUGCUGUAUGAAUCUAUGCUUAGCUCAGUCCUCUAUGCACGGGACCGGUGGUUGAAGCCUGGAGGGGCCAUUCUUCCUGAUACAGCAACCAUUUUUGUUGCAGGUUUUGGAAAAGGGGGUACAAGCCUUCCUUUUUGGGAAAAUGUGUGUGGUUUUGACAUGUCUUGCAUUGGCAAGGAGUUGGUGAACGAUGCUGCCCAAUUUCCAAUAGUUGAUGUUUUGGACUAUGAAGAUUUGGUCACCGAUUCUGUGAUCCUUCAGACUUUUGACUUGGCAACUAUGAAGCCUAAUCAAGUGGAUUUCACUGCAACAGCUACUUUGGAGCCAAUGCUGAAUUCUUCCCACACCAAACAUUUAGAUUCAAAAACAGGAUGUUGCUGGUGUUAUGGAGUUGUCCUGUGGUUUGAAACCGGAUUUACGAGCAGGUUCUGCCAAGAAACACCAGCCGUGUUGUCGACUUCUCCACACACGCCGAAAACACAUUGGUCGCAAACAAUUUUGACAUUUCGAGAGCCCAUUGCCAUGAGUUACGAGAAAGCUAAUGCAGGAAAAGUGGCAGCAAUUGGCACCAAUGUUUAUCCAGCUGUAAAGAUUGAUUUGCGUGUUAGUAUUGUCCGAUCAACGGAGCACCGCAGCAUCGACAUUUCUUUAGAAGCUGUUGGUGUUGGCACUGAUGGUCGGAGACGAAGUUGGCCGGCACAGCUCUUUAGUCUGCAGUAGAAAGGCUGAAGGACCUCUAUAGCAGAAACAUGUUACUGGCAAGUUUUGUUGUUGUUAUCUGCUUAGAAUCAGUUUUGUAAUGUUAAGAGCUCUGAUUCCUGCUAUUUGGGUAACUAUGUCCCCUGAAAUAUCCAUGUUCUUUGAGCGCGCACUAGUGCAUAGUUUUGCUACAUUGAAUGUGCAAGAUUCCUGAAGAGGCAAAAUAUUGUAUUGGAUUUAAAAUGCGGUUCCCUGAAAAUACUGAGUUUCAAAUUUGUGACUAUUUACUCAUCAGAUUGCAACUCGUCUAUUUCUUUUC
Molecule: messenger RNA, 2266 nt
Organism: Prosopis cineraria
Lineage: Eukaryota; Viridiplantae; Streptophyta; Magnoliopsida; Fabales; Fabaceae
Product: probable protein arginine N-methyltransferase 3
Exons: 7
Coding region: 49-1968 (639 amino acids)
Biological process (GO): peptidyl-arginine methylation
Molecular function (GO): protein-arginine N-methyltransferase activity
Source: RefSeq, a predicted model, not a curated record